Pangasianodon hypophthalmus (striped catfish) is the source of this 3518-nucleotide messenger RNA. It is a transcript of the gene slc71a1-1, whose product is annotated as major facilitator superfamily domain containing 14A 1. Gene Ontology annotation, molecular function: transmembrane transporter activity. Gene Ontology annotation, cellular component: membrane. The transcript has 12 exons. The coding region runs from base 170 to 1627 and encodes 485 amino acids. The record is from RefSeq and is a predicted model, not a curated record. Lineage: Eukaryota; Metazoa; Chordata; Actinopteri; Siluriformes; Pangasiidae. Gene Ontology annotation, biological process: transmembrane transport.
AGGUUUUUUUUUUUUUGGCAAGAUGGCGACGGCGUGUAUAACUGAAUGGGCGACGCGGAGUGGAAAACUGUAAAAAAAUGUUCCCCGUACUUUUACAGGAUCCUCCUUUUUAAUGUAUUCCCCGUCGAGACUCGCUAAAAAAACUGAAAUCAACUAGGAUGGUUAUAUCAUGACACAGAGCAAAAAGAAGAAACGGGUGAAUCGCAGUCUUCUGCUGGCCAAGAAAAUCAUCAUCAAGGAUGGCGGAACGCCACAGGGUUUUGGGUCCCCCAGUGUUUACCAUGCUGUCAUCGUCAUAUUUUUAGAGUUCUUUGCUUGGGGAUUGUUGACUGCACCCACACUGGUGGUUCUUCAUGAAACAUUUCCGAAGCACACGUUUUUGAUGAAUGGCCUUAUACAGGGAGUUAAGGGUUUGCUGUCGUUUCUGAGCGCCCCUCUGAUCGGCGCUCUGUCUGAUGUCUGGGGCAGGAAGUCAUUUCUCCUCCUCACUGUUUUCUUCACGUGUGCUCCCAUCCCUCUGAUGAAGAUUAGCCCAUGGUGGUAUUUUGCUGUUAUUUCUGUGUCGGGAGUGUUUGCUGUGACAUUCUCAGUGGUUUUUGCAUAUGUGGCCGACAUCACGCAGGAGCAUGAACGCAGUAUGGCAUACGGCCUGGUUUCAGCCACGUUUGCGGCAAGCCUGGUGACCAGCCCAGCCAUUGGUGCCUACCUCAGCCGAGCGUACGGAGACAGUCUGGUAGUGGUUUUAGCAUCAGCAAUCGCCAUGCUGGAUAUCUGCUUCAUCCUGGUGGCUGUUCCUGAAUCGCUGCCAGAGAAAAUGAGACCGGCGUCGUGGGGAGCGCCGAUCUCCUGGGAACAGGCUGACCCUUUUGCUUCCCUGAAGAAGGUGGGUCAGGACUCGACGGUGCUCCUCAUCUGUAUUACAGUAUUCCUGUCGUACCUCCCUGAGGCUGGCCAGUACUCCAGCUUCUUUCUCUACCUGCGACAGAUAAUGGGCUUUUCAUCAGAAAGUGUUGCUGCUUUCAUAGCUGUACUAGGAUUACUUUCAAUUGUUGCACAGACUGUAGUGUUAAGUUUACUAAUGCGUUCUAUUGGGAACAAGAAUACAAUCCUGCUGGGUUUGGGCUUCCAGAUCCUCCAACUGGCGUGGUACGGGUUCGGUUCAGAGCCGUGGAUGAUGUGGGCUGCGGGUGCCGUAGCGGCCAUGUCCAGCAUCACCUUCCCCGCUGUUAGUGCACUAGUGUCCCGCACUGCAGACCCAGACCAGCAAGGUGUAGGUCAGGGAAUGAUAACGGGGAUUCGUGGUCUGUGUAACGGACUCGGCCCGGCUCUCUAUGGCUUCAUCUUCUACAUCUUUCACGUGGAGCUGGAUGAGGUUCCUGAUGGAGGUGAAGAUAUUGAGCAUCACACUGAGCUCCAUCAGCAGAGUGCUAUAAUCCCUGGUCCUCCAUUUCUUUUCGGAGCAUGCUCAGUGCUGCUGGCGCUCCUCGUGGCUUUGUUCAUCCCUGAACACACACAGCUGGGUAGCAGAGCGGGCAGCUGGAAGAAACACGCCUCGCCUCACGGGCACCAGCACAGCGCUCAGCCUCCAGAGGCCAAGGAGCCACUGCUGCAGGACACCAACGUGUGAAAGAAAACCCUGAACCAGAGACGUGACAAAUGCCAAUCUAUAUCAAACCCAGAGCUUUUUAAAAAAAAAAAACAAACAAACAAAAAAAAACAAAAACAAAACGUGUAUAUAGAGGAACAUAUAUUUAAUGACGGUUCUGUCCAGUGGCACCGUUGCAGUGGCUUGUAUUUAUUCAUUUUAUAGUUCUUUAUCUUUUGCUGAUCUUUCUUUCUUUUUUUUUUUUUUGUCUUUUUUUCUUCUUAAAGUUGCAUUCCCAUUUUGGACAGGGCUCACUCAGGGACACGAAGCUCGGUCAGGAGCGUUUCUGAACGCAGCAUGCUAACCCAUACUCACCUCACAUUAAUGGAAUAGUUCAGUGAAAAAAGUCACAUGUACCCAGUGUUUCUCUCUGUUUAUUGAGUUGGAAUCAGGGUAUAAUUGAUUCUUUUGGUUCAUUUGCUAUUUGGUUUGGUUUGCACAUAAUUAAAAGAACCAAACAGCAAAAACAAAAUGCUGUCUGAAAUGUAAGUAGGAUUGAAAACGUCCUCAUAAAACUCUUUCACUCGUUGUUCAGAAAAUACUGUUAGGGGAAAAUUAAACCUUUAUUAAAUCCGUGUGGAAAUCACAAAAAUCGCCUGAGCAUGGAGAACACAGCCAAUCCUAAAUAAAUUAUUUGAUAAUUAUACAGUAUAAAUAACCAAUUUAAUAUAUUUCUCUUUUUGUUUUGUCAAUCUUACAGCUCUGUCCUUUGGCUCAGUUUAGCAGCUGACAUCUAUUAAAAAAAAAAAAAAAAAAAAAAAAGCUUCAACCCAAAAACGUCAUGUUUGAUUCAGAAUCGAAUUGCUUUCUCACCAGAGUUCAGUUGGAAGCGGGCUGAGAACACCCUGCUCUGACUGUGUGAUCGCUGUGAUCGCUUGACCAAGAUGGCCGCCCCAGAGAGAGCAGGGUUCAGCUACACAGAAGUUUGGUUAAGCUUAUAAGUUUUACUGUUUAAAUUAUAUAUAAAGUGCUAGAUUUGAUGCUUAGUCCAAUUUAAUCUGGAUGUAAUUUGAGGCGAAUAUUUACACAAGAGGUUUUGGGUGACGUUGUAUUAUAUUAAAUGAUGGCUACAUUAUCCUUUUAAACUCAAGCAGCAAACACGUCUUAUCUGAUCGACUACAUUAGGUGUAAGAGAGACAUUGUGUGCAUUAGAUUUUUUUGCCAAAAAUUUUUUCUUUCCUUUAAUGUCAGGUGUAAACAGAUCAGCUGUUUUGACGUCUAUAAAAUUCCUUACACAACUUUUCCAGCUCAACUUCAGUGUGAAAGAGAAGCUUCCACAUCUUCAGUUUCAUUUUACAGCUGAUUUAUCCACACAGCUGCAUGUGUGUUAUUCAUACCACUUCAGAGUUAUUGGUGCCUUCGCUCACUUUUAUUUAUUUUUUUUCUCAGUCCCACACACUGCACGUUUUGUGUUUCUCCUCCUGUAAUACACUUGGUUGAACUCACUUGAUGAUGAUGAUGAGAAGAGUUCAGCAUAUCAGAGCAGGAAGCACUAACAUGCAGAGCUUUAGGAAUGUUGUGGACGGGACUGGAGUCUGUAUGUAUGAAGUGUUCACAUUUAGGAGGUGCAGGAGCUCAGUGAGCAGAGGAAUUUCAGUGGCCUUGUAUACUUUUCAGGUUUUUUUUUUUUAAGACAAAAACAUUUUGACCAAAUAAAGUACAAGUUUUUAUUGAAAUGAUGAAUGAUGGCAGGUGGGAAUUAGCCGUGUUCUGGUUAUUUAUGAUUUCCGCAUGCUUUUCUAUGUUCUCGCGUCAUGUUUUGCUGCCUUUUAUUAUUAAUUUUAACAUACAGUAAAACUGUAAUCAGCUAAGUGUGUAAAUAUGACAUGACGUAUACUAAAACAUUUCAAUAAAAGUAUUUUUGACAUUCAAA